This is a messenger RNA of Pundamilia nyererei, 4239 nucleotides long. RefSeq names its product ATPase sarcoplasmic/endoplasmic reticulum Ca2+ transporting 2a (gene atp2a2a). Gene Ontology annotation, biological process: calcium ion transport. The coding region runs from base 449 to 3574 and encodes 1041 amino acids. Lineage: Eukaryota; Metazoa; Chordata; Actinopteri; Cichliformes; Cichlidae. Gene Ontology annotation, cellular component: membrane. The transcript has 20 exons. Gene Ontology annotation, molecular function: P-type calcium transporter activity; ATP binding; ATP hydrolysis activity. The record is from RefSeq and is a predicted model, not a curated record.
AGUCCACAUGCAGCGCAGGGAAGAGGGGCAGCAGUGAGGCGCUUUGAUAAAACCAGACUGUCGGCAGCGCGUGAAGCCACUGAGAGCUGCGCCACGGUGAGGCAGGGUACGGCACGGGAGCACAGAGGAGGACUGGACCGGGUGAAUGCAGUCCUCGGCACGGGACGCUGCUGCAGACACUUUCCCACUAUUUUCGGACAUAACGGGAGGCGCACAGUAACCACGCGGGGAAGAGGAAUUUGUCUACAAAAUUUCCGUCGUGAAGGAAAUCUUAAGAGGGGCCGAGAAGAGAAAGGGACACGUUACACCUCUGUCAGUAGCUGCCGAUAGCUAUCCGAGCUGACAAAGUCCUCGCUGCUCUAAAAGUCCUCACAGGGUAGGGAGCCACAAGGUAUCCUCCACCGGUGUUCUCGGGUACAGCUGAGUGAGAAGGAGCCGUCUAUCCGCCAUGGAGAACGCUCACACGAAGAGUGUGGAAGAAGUUUACAGUUAUUUCAGCGUCAAUGAAAGCACAGGACUUUCCCUGGACGAGGUGAAACGACAGCGGGAGAAAUGGGGCCUAAACGAGUUACCAGCGGAGGAAGGGAAAUCUUUAUGGGAGCUCGUCCUCGAACAGUUUGAAGAUUUGCUCGUUCGAAUUCUUCUGCUGGCUGCAUGCAUAUCUUUUGUCCUGGCCUGGUUUGAGGAGGGAGAGGAAACUAUCACCGCAUUUGUGGAGCCUUUUGUAAUUCUACUCAUUCUUAUAGCAAACGCUAUCGUCGGCGUGUGGCAGGAGCGCAAUGCUGAAGAUGCCAUCGAGGCGCUUAAAGAGUAUGAACCUGAGAUGGGGAAAGUGUACCGACAGGACAGGAAAACUGUGCAGAGGAUCAAGGCCAGAGACAUCGUGCCUGGUGACAUAGUGGAGGUUGCUGUUGGAGACAAGGUGCCCGCUGACAUCCGCAUCUGUUCAAUCAAAUCCACGACCCUCAGGGUAGACCAGUCCAUCCUGACUGGUGAAUCUGUCUCUGUCAUCAAACACACCGACCCCGUGCCUGACCCUCGCGCCGUCAAUCAAGACAAGAAGAACAUGCUCUUCUCUGGUACCAACAUUGCUGCAGGGAAGGCUGUGGGUGUGGUUGUUGCCUCUGGCGUUAACACAGAAAUUGGUAAGAUCCGUGACGAGAUGGCAGCCACGGAGCAGGAGAAGACGCCCUUGCAGCAGAAGUUGGAUGAAUUCGGCGAACAGCUAUCCAAGGUCAUUUCCAUUAUCUGCAUCGCCGUGUGGAUCAUCAACAUCGGACACUUCAAUGACCCCGUCCACGGAGGCUCCUGGAUCCGUGGAGCUGUCUACUAUUUCAAGAUCGCUGUGGCGCUGGCUGUGGCUGCCAUCCCUGAAGGUCUUCCCGCUGUCAUCACCACCUGCCUGGCCCUGGGCACUCGCCGCAUGGCCAAAAAGAACGCCAUCGUCCGCAGCCUGCCCUCUGUGGAGACUCUGGGCUGCACCUCUGUCAUCUGCUCUGACAAAACAGGAACCUUGACAACCAACCAGAUGUCUGUUUGCAGAAUGUUCAUUGUCAACAAAGCUGAAGGGGACAGCUGCUCUCUGUCAGAGUUCACCAUCACAGGUUCUACCUACGCCCCCGAGGGUGAAGUGUACCAGGAUGGUAAACCAGUGAAAUCCUCCCACUAUGAUGCUUUGGUUGAAUUGGCCACAAUCUGUGCCCUGUGCAAUGACUCCUCGCUGGACUUCAACGAGGUGAAGGGGGUGUACGAGAAGGUCGGCGAGGCCACGGAGACCGCGCUGACCUGUCUGGUGGAGAAGAUGAAUGUCUUCGACACUGAAGUUCACAACCUGUCAAAGAUUGACAGAGCCAAUGCUUGCAACUCAGUGAUCAAACAGCUGAUGAAGAAGGAGUUCACCCUGGAGUUCUCAAGAGACCGGAAGUCCAUGUCUGUCUACUGCAGCCCAAACAAGUCCCGCUCUACCAUGGGCAAAAUGUUUGUGAAGGGAGCCCCAGAGGGAGUCAUCGAGAGAUGCACUCAUGUCAGAGUUGGCAACAGCAAAGUUCCCCUCAGCCAAGGCAUCAAAGAAAAGAUCAUGUCUGUUAUCCGUGAGUACGGGACAGGUCGCGACACCCUGAGGUGCUUGGCUCUGGCCACACGAGACAGCCCACCAAAAAUGGAGGACAUGAUACUGUCUGACACUGCCAAAUUCAUCGAGUAUGAGUCUGACCUGACGUUUGUCGGCUGUGUCGGCAUGCUGGACCCUCCCAGACAGGAGGUAGCUGCUUCUAUCAAACUGUGCCGGCAGGCUGGCAUCCGCGUCAUCAUGAUCACCGGGGACAACAAGGGCACAGCUGUGGCUAUCUGCCGCCGCAUCGGCAUCCUGACCGAGGAGGACAAUACUGAGCACAUGGCUUUCACUGGACGGGAGUUUGAUGAGCUCACACUCGAUGCCCAGAGGGAGGCUGUGACUUGUGCGCGUUGCUUUGCGCGCGUCGAGCCUUCACAUAAAUCCAAGAUCGUUGAGUUCCUGCAAGGAUUCGAUGAAAUCACUGCUAUGACCGGUGACGGGGUGAACGAUGCCCCUGCGCUGAAGAAGGCAGAGAUCGGCAUCGCUAUGGGCUCUGGCACUGCCGUGGCCAAGUCAGCCUCUGAGAUGGUCCUCGCUGAUGACAACUUCUCUUCCAUAGUGGCCGCCGUUGAAGAAGGCAGAGCUAUUUACAAUAACAUGAAGCAGUUCAUCAGAUACCUUAUCUCUUCCAACGUGGGUGAGGUCGUCUGCAUCUUUCUCACUGCGGCUCUGGGGUUCCCUGAGGCCCUGAUUCCUGUCCAGCUGCUCUGGGUCAACCUGGUGACAGACGGCCUCCCUGCCACCGCCCUUGGCUUCAACCCCCCAGAUCUGGACAUUAUGGAGAAGCCUCCUCGCAAUGCUAAGGAGCCCCUGAUUUCUGGCUGGCUAUUCUUCAGAUAUCUGGCUAUUGGAGGCUACGUAGGUGCUGCCACUGUGGGAGCUGCUGCGUGGUGGUUUACAAUCUCUGAUGAUGGACCGCAGGUCACUCUGUACCAGCUGAGCCACUUCCUCCAGUGUGGCCCAGACAACCCAGAGUUUGAUGGCUUGGACUGCCACGUGUUUGAGUCACCCUACCCGAUGACCAUGGCCCUGUCCGUGCUUGUCACCAUUGAGAUGUGCAAUGCUCUGAACAGCCUGUCAGAGAACCAGUCCCUGCUGCGGAUGCCUCCCUGGGAGAACAUUUGGCUGCUAGGGGCCAUCUGUCUCUCCAUGUCUCUCCACUUCCUCAUCCUCUAUGUGGAACCUCUGCCUGUCAUCUUCCAGAUCACCCCUCUGGAUAUGACCCAGUGGUUGAUGGUGCUGAAGAUCUCGAUGCCCGUCAUUCUCCUGGACGAGCUGCUUAAGUUUAUGGCCAGGAACUACUUGGAAUUCGGUAAACAACUGGAGAAGCCGACAAGCAAAGGCUGCUCUCUGUCUGCAUGCGCCGAGGGAAUCUCCUGGCCCUUUGUGGCCAUCUCCCUGCCCCUGGUGCUGUGGAUCUACAGCACCGACACUAACGUGUCUGCCAUCUUGUGGCCCUGACUGACUCCAGUACACUACCCUCCUUGUGCACCAGUGUGAAGUGGACAUUAACGCACACAUCUAACACAGUUACAUUAACUCGGAACAAAUUACAGCAACAGCAUUUACACCUUCUCCAACCGCUGUCAGAACGCCUCUGUUAAGUACAUUUAGACUUGCACAUAUUUUUGGGUGGCCGGUGCUCGAGUAAUAUUUUACCGACAUGAUUUAUGUUCCAUGUUACCAUUGUGCUUUUCUCUGUUUUGACCCCCUUUGAGAAUAGCUAGAGAAGCCCACUGCGUUGGAGCGACAUGUUGAGCUGUACAGAGAGAAUUUAUUUACUAUUCUGUAAUAAUUAAUAUUUUAUAAUUUGGGGAAUGGAGAUUUCUGAGGACUGCGUAGUUUAGUUCAAUACUAAUUUAGGGGCAAAGACUUUCAGCAGAAUACAUUUGCCCAAGCAUGAAUCACAUUUUGCAUCGUACUCAUUCAUUAUUUUCUGCAGUAGGCAGAGCACAGCUACCUCAGUGCUGCUGAUUUGACCAUAAUGACCCAUUUGUCCAAGCUGUCAUUUCAUAUGUGAUCAUUUGAAGUGUUGAGGUAAGCACCAGUAGAGUCAAAAUCUUCACAUGUAUUUUAAUGUGCAUAUAUAUAUAUAUGGAGAGAGAGAUAUAUCGAUAUAUCGAUCU